UAAAUCAAUGACGAGUUUAAAUUUUUGCGGAAGAGGUCGAAAAGUGUUUAAGGGGGCCGGGGGUAGCGAACGGAGCCGCAAAUGAACCCGGAAGUGGAGUGCACUUUGCGUAAUUUAAGGUGGCUCGAUAACAAAGUCCGGAUAUAAUAGCGAUUAUUCCCCCCCCCCCCGCCCCCCACAAAUGAGAGAGGGCGAUUUAUCGAUGUUUUUUUUUUAAUCACGUUAUUCUUUUCAUACAUCCUCCACCCUUCAUGUACAAGAAAUUGAAGAUAUAUUAAAACGUAAAUGCCACCUGUCUUCCUUAAGUGAGGCGUGUGAUGUGACGUCAUGCAAAGGGGCGCGACUCAGAGAGAGAGAGAGAGAGAGAGAGAGAGAGAGAGAGAGAGAGAGAGAGAGACUUGGUGUGCGCAUGUGCAGACGCUGCAGUGGUGGACCCACACAAACAGAGCGAGAGAGAGAUAUGGCGCGGCACCCGACCGGAGCGCAAGGACAGCUGGCUGGUGGUGGGGGGGCUUGAUUUACAAAGGAAAGAAAUAAUACAAGGCAUUUAAAAGAUAAAUAUUUAUCAAUGAAGAAAGCGUGGAUUUAGAAGACGGAACCGAAGUAGUAAGAUUUUUUUUUUAUUAUAAGAAAAAGAAAAAAGAACAAAAGAAUUUAACUAUUACGACUUUCAGGGGUGGGGGGCGCCAGCUAAGCAGGUCACAUAGAUGGUCGGUUCACAGAGCCGCCCGGACCAUGAAUGCUCAGCUGUCGAUGGAAAAUAUAGGCGACCUGCACGGCCAUGACUCCGUAAGCAGCCACGGGGAGCUGCUGAGCGGCCACAGUCCGCACUCGCGUCCGAGCCCGCGGGGGCUGAGCCACCGCGCCAUGGGUAUGGCAACCCUCCUGGACAACGGAGACUAUCACCACCAUCAUCCGGGACACCUACACCCGGCCAUCAGCAUGUGCGAAGCUCCCGGCAUGAGCGCCAGCAGCACCUACACCACCUUGACCCCCCUGCAGCCUUUGCCCCCCAUCUCCACCGUAUCCGACAAGUUUCCCCCGCACCAUCAUCACCACCACCACCCCUCACACCCGCAUCCCCAUCACCCGCAUCCGCACCAGAGGAUCCCGGGCAACGUCAGCGGCAGCUUCACGCUCAUGCGAGAGGACCGCAGUCUGGCUCCCAUGAACACUCUCUACCCCGCCUACCACCACAAGGACCCCUGCAUGGGCCAGAGUCUAUCCCCGCUGUCCGGCUCCGGUCUUGCGGGUAUCCACACGAGCCAAGCCGGCCUACCACCUUACGCCCACCCGGGCGCCGCCAUGCCCGGGGAGAAGAUGCUGACUCCCAGCGGCUUCGAGGCGCACCAUCCGGCCAUGCUCGGCCGCCACACAGAGCAGCACAUGAGCUCCACGGCGGGGAUGGUGCAGUUGAACGGUCUGCAUCACCAUCCGCACGCCCACCUCGGAGCGCAGGGCCACGGCCAGGGGCUAAGUGGCGGCCGGGAGCAGGCCUCCGCGCUCGGACAGCAAGGAGCCAUCAACGGCGGUGGAGGAGGCGGAGGAGGAGGCCAGAUGGAGGAAGUGAAUACCAAAGAGGUGGCGCAGAGGAUCACCACGGAGCUCAAGCGCUACAGCAUCCCCCAAGCCAUCUUCGCCCAGCGCGUCCUGUGCCGGUCCCAGGGGACCCUGUCCGACCUGCUGAGGAACCCCAAACCCUGGUCCAAGCUCAAGUCCGGCAGAGAGACCUUUCGCCGCAUGUGGAAGUGGCUGCAGGAGCCUGAGUUCCAGCGCAUGAGUGCGCUCAGGCUCGCAGCGUGCAAGCGCAAGGAACAGGACCAUGGCCGCAGCGAACGGGGCAACCCGGCGGCCAAGAAGCCCCGCCUGGUGUUCACGGACGUGCAACGGCGGACCCUCCACGCCAUCUUCAAGGAGAACAAGCGUCCAUCCAAAGAACUGCAGCUGACCAUCGCUCAGCAGCUGGGCCUGGAACUCGCCACGGUCAGCAACUUCUUCAUGAACGCGCGCCGCCGCAGCCUGGACAAGUGGGUCGACGACGGCUCCGGCCACCCGCCCGGCGUCGGCCUCAGCGCCUGCACCAAAGCCUGAAGAAGGACCGGGAGUGCGCUUUUGACCCUUACUCAUGGACUCGACUCGGUGGAAAAGCUUUAAAACUUAAGAGAACCUUACAAAAGACCUCACAUUUUUGCCCUUAAAUCUGUACUACAUUCAUAUUUAUAGUAUCCAAAGAUGAGAGAAAAAAACAAACCAAAGACUUCUUCUUUCUUGUUUGACCUGCUUUGACUUGUUUGUGUUACACACUGCAAAAAGACUACCAUCCCCCCUUUUCUUGUACUCACCUACGCUCACUGGUCUCUAGCUUUACGACAACCCCUGCGUCCCCUUCCCACUGUCGCUAUCUUGACUCCCAAAAUGGAUGUUCUAAUCAGUCUGAUCUGCGGAGCUCCAGUGGGAUUUGGCCAAUCAAUGUUAAAGAAAUUUAAAUCCCACGGGAGCGACUGCUUUUUUUUAAUUUCUAUUUCAUCCCUGCUGACCGCCGGAGGUGGCGCCGAACAGCGCGGACUGACGUCUUUUCCCGGAUCCAUGGAUAGUAAACAGGAGGAAAUCAAUUCCAUCGCGUAGACCGCGAGCCCCAAAUUCCAACCCUGGAUCACGAUGUAGUGCUUUCCUUCCGACGUGCUGAAACGUCGUUUUUAAACCAGAGAAACCAAAGCCUCACUCAUGUAGCCUCCACAAAAAAAAAAAAUGCGAGAGCGGUGCUAUUGACCAAAGAUAUUUUGUAAUUUUUUUUUUUAACCCAGCCACUGCUGCUACAUUCCCAGUCAUACAUCCUCCCAUGUUCUUUAUUCUGUUCAGGGUUACGGCAGGAGCAUAUCCCAGUUGAUUUAGGGCAGUUGCUAUGUGAACCGCUACUCUACCCAUGAAGCACUAUUGGUAAGUCAUCCAUCCAUCUGUUUUGUUGAACUUUUACCAUAUUCAGCUUGUCAGUAGGCGCAUAUCUCAGUUGAUUUAGAGCUGUUCGAAGCUAUGUGAACCACUACACUAGCCAUCUUGCAAUAUUCCUAACCAGUUAUCCAUCUGAAUUUUUUCUUUUGUUUUUUGUUUUUUUUUUGCUGCAGUAACAACAGUGCAACAUAUGUAAUCGUCCAUCAAUUUGGGAGGGUUUAGGGGGCAUGUCAGGUGCUGGUGUCAAGGCACCAUGCAAACCACUAUACUACUAAUAACUCAACACGCUUGAAUUUUCGUCCAUUCAUCCAUCGAUUUUUCUGUAGCGUUCAUCCUGUUUAGGGUCUUAUCGGGUAUUAUAAUGGUAAGAAAUGUGAACCACUACAUUAUUCAUGUUGGUAUGUUCUUAGUCCAUGCAUCCUUCUUUUGCAUUUAUUGUGUUUGGGGUCACAUUAUUUGUACAACAUUCCUAACUUUCCGUGUUUUUUUUUUCCUUUUGGGAGUUUAUUCUGUUCAGGAUCAGGGCAAGAACUGGAGCCUAUUCCAGCUCACAUUUAACCAAAGAAAAAUGUAUGUGAACCACUACACUUAGCAGUGACUUCACACCCGAAAUCACAUUUAAAUCAUUUUAGCGUGACACAAGAGUCAAACUUUUUGCCUUAUGGAUGCCUUGUUAAUCAGUUUUAUCCGCGCAACGAGCGGUGUGGAAUGUUACUGUUAACGCUCGCUGUGAAGGCCAAUCAAAACGUGUUGUCACUGUGAGUCAAAUAUCGUGUGUUGCUUUUAUUUAUUGUAUUGAUUUGCGUGUCCAUCAAACAUGUCAAGUGGACAAGAUCAAUGGUCCAAUCAGGUCCCUUUCCCUUCCCGCAACAAUCCAAAGCCUGGAAAGCUAUGCAUUUCAGCACAAGGAGGAAAGCACUACACAUGGGGAAGCGUAACAUGUUUGAUAAAUUAGCCGGGCCCCUUGUCAUCCUCCUCUUCCUCCUCCUCCUCCUCCUUGUUUUCCUCAAGGCCACAGUUAGCAGCUCUACAUUUAUCAGAAGGAGCAGAAAAAAAAGAUAGAGACGCUUCCUGAACACCCAACCAAACAAUGUGUCACCUGCUGAUGUUUUCUAGCGUGAAACCAAAGAUGCUACCUCACUCAAGUUCCAUAUGUGAUUUCUAUCACUUUGACGAUACCAAAGAUAACCAAAGGUUUGUUGUUGCUUUUUUUUUUUCUUUUUUCAAUGCACGGCCUCUGUGAGUGGUGGUGAAAAUGUUGUAAAACACACACACACACACACACACACACACACACGCACGCGC
Messenger RNA from Hippocampus comes (tiger tail seahorse), 4254 nucleotides. RefSeq names its product one cut homeobox 1 (gene onecut1). Gene Ontology annotation, cellular component: nucleus. The transcript has 2 exons. Gene Ontology annotation, biological process: regulation of transcription by RNA polymerase II. The record is from RefSeq and is a predicted model, not a curated record. NCBI's taxonomy places the organism in Eukaryota, Metazoa, Chordata, Actinopteri, Syngnathiformes, Syngnathidae. The coding region runs from base 736 to 2091 and encodes 451 amino acids. Gene Ontology annotation, molecular function: RNA polymerase II cis-regulatory region sequence-specific DNA binding; DNA-binding transcription factor activity, RNA polymerase II-specific.